AUGAAGUUUUGCAGCAUGAACGGCCCAAGUGAAUCGGAAGUUGAAAGCCUCUUGAUGAGUCCCUGCUGGGGACCGCCACAGAACAGCGGCCAGGACCAGUAUCUGCUGGAUGGCCACAAGCUGCUGCUCGAGCACGACCUGGACUCCCUGCCUAGCGAUGCGGAUCAGAAGAACUCGCUGGACGUGCUGGACAAUCUGCUGCUCAAUGGCUCCUCAUUGAAUGGGCUGUCCGACCUGAAGCCGCUGCCCCCCUUCACCGGCUACACGGGCCACCUGUCCAUCAAUGGCAUCUCGGGCCACCACUACCAUGCCAUUGCCCAGCGGCUGCCGGACGAGAGCAACAACAACUACAUACAGAGCGCCUACCAGGCCAACCCCAAUGCCAAUCCCACAUCGACGACGGCCCAGAGCGGGCCCAACGGCGGUGGCGGUGGCGGUGGGGGGAGUGGCGGCGGGAGCAGCAACUCCUCCAACGAGCACAACAUAGUCUCCUCCUCCACCUGCCUGCCCGAGAGCGUACUGAGCGGGGAUCCCUGUGCGGACGCCUGCCUGGCCGAUGUCAAGCUCUUUGCCGAUAGUCAACUAGAUUCUAAGCUUUACUCCGUCGCCGACAGCUGUGUGAUGAGCGGGCCCGGCGGCGGAGGACCAGGUGGAGCGGGAUCGGGCGGCGGGGGACAGGGGAACGGCCCGAGCAUAGCCACAUUGACGCCGAUCGACCAGGUGGCCGACUCGCUGCAUGGCAGCGGGGUGCGCAUCUACAAGGACCUGACGGAAUACGUGGACAUGAACUCCAUCGACGAUAUUGCGGCCAUCAUUGGAUCGGCCAUUGCGGACACGACGGUGCCCAAUCAGCUGGACAAGGACGAGGGCAACGACACGCGGGACAGCUGGAUGGAUCUCGACGCCUGGAUCGACGGCAACUGCAUCCAGCAGGAGGGCAAGGUGCUCGUCUCGCAGCAGGACUCGCUGGGCGACUUCAUGCUGCCCCACUCGCCACUGCCCAUGCACGCCAGCAGCUCUACGCUGCAGAGUCUGCUCAGCCAUGGCUACAUGCCGCUCCUGCAGAACCGCCUCCAGCACGGUCCCCCUGGCUCUGGAAACAACAACAAUAAUCACUCCCACAACAACAACAAUAAUCACUCUCACAACAACAACAGCAACAACUCAUCCUCGGCGACCACGACAGGGACAUCCAAGGGGGAGGCGCCCACAUCUACCUCAUACUGCAAUGAACUGUCGGCGGCAACGAGCAGCAGCUGCAGUCCGCCGGGCUCCGUGGUCAGCACCACGGACAACAGCCUGAUGAUCAAUCCCCGCUACCUGUCCAACCAAUCCCAGUCGAAUCCGAACGGAUCCAAUUCCCACCAGCAGCAGCAGGCCGCCUACCAGCUCUCCGGCUCUGGCAUGGGACCCCUCAAUGGCCCAAACUCGAUGAAGGACGGAGGACUCUGCUCCCCGGACAUGCUGGGCAACUAUCCGCACACGACGACGGCCACCACGACGGGCUCCGAGCUGCGGACGGGCACCCCCAAGGCCAAGCGAUCGCGGGCCCAAAAGAAGUCCAGCCAACAGCACCAACAGCAACAGCAACAACAGCAGCAGCAGCAGCAGGGAGAUAGUGGAAAUGGCCCGUCCACGCCCCAGAUGAGCGCCAUUUCGCCCUCGAGCGUGGGCAGCUUCAGUGCCAGCGACUUGAGUGGACUGCUGGGGAAGGAGAAGCCCGUGCACCGGUGCAGCAUCUGCAAUCGGGGAUUCCUCAACAAGUCCAACAUCAAGGUGCAUCUGCGCACCCACACCGGCGAGAAGCCCUUCCGGUGCGAUGUCUGCGCCAAGGCCUUCCGCCAGAAGGCGCACUUGCUCAAACAUCAACAGAUACAUAAGAGAAUUGGGCGUGACUGA
Drosophila persimilis is the source of this 1899-nucleotide messenger RNA. RefSeq names its product ichor (gene ich). NCBI's taxonomy places the organism in Eukaryota, Metazoa, Arthropoda, Insecta, Diptera, Drosophilidae. The transcript has a single exon. Gene Ontology annotation, molecular function: DNA-binding transcription factor activity, RNA polymerase II-specific; RNA polymerase II transcription regulatory region sequence-specific DNA binding. The record is from RefSeq and is a predicted model, not a curated record. Gene Ontology annotation, biological process: embryo development; regulation of transcription by RNA polymerase II; embryonic pattern specification. Gene Ontology annotation, cellular component: nucleus. Bases 1 to 1899 code for a protein of 632 amino acids.